Messenger RNA from Phyllotreta striolata, 1021 nucleotides. The record is from the annotation of a GenBank genome assembly. NCBI's taxonomy places the organism in Eukaryota, Metazoa, Arthropoda, Insecta, Coleoptera, Chrysomelidae.
CUGGGAAUUUUAGGUAUAGGAAAAAUAACUCAACUGAGAACUACAUACUUAAGUUUUCGAUAUCUACUAUACGACAAAACAAGUUUGUAAAGCACUACCUUUAUUUUAAACGUUUUCAUGCUGUAUAUCACAUCGUUUACAUCCGGUGACAUCUUUAAAAACACCGAUUAUCGUACCGACAAUUUGACUAACCACAUACCCCACGACCUCUUAUUAAAAAAAAUCUCGCAAAUUGUAAUUAAAUCAAUUAUUCGUGGUGCAAUUUUACGGAUAUUGCACAUAUCCCCACUGCAACCCAUGUCUACCUACCACUUUCAAAACAGGCAAUAAAUUUUUUCGGUUCUAAUAAAAAAAACCUAUUGUGUCUAUAAAUCGAAAUGCGUAGGCCACAAUUGUUCCUGCUCCUGCUCCUGCUCUCGGUGCUGGGUUUCGCAAGAUGUGAUGAGGAGCACUACACCAGCAAGUACGAUUCGGUGGAUUAUCGGGCUAUAUUGCACAGUGAAAGAUUGCUGAAAAGCUACUACAAUUGUCUUAUGGAUAAGGGACCAUGCACGGCCGAAGGAAAAGAAUUGAGAAAUAUAUUACCCGAUGCUCUCAAAACUGAAUGUUCCAAAUGCACAGAAAAGCAAAAAGCCGGGGCCAGGGAAGUGGUCGAUUUCAUAGUUAAGGACAAGCCGGAUUGGUUCAAGGAUCUGCAGAAUAAAUACGAUCCGGACGGUAUAUACAAAGAAAAAUACAAAGAUAAAUGGCUGGAAAUGGGUUACAGUAUAGAUUAAAAUAUUGUUCGAAUAAAAUGAGCUAUUUUGAUAUUUUGUACUGGCUGUUGUUUACAUUCAAUUGCACAAAUAAAUGAUUCUAUUUGAAAAUUUUAGACCUCAAGCAAUAGAAUUCUUACAGAAUGAUAAUAUUACUUUUAUACUUUUAGUACCUUUACUUUAUCUGCUUUUACCUUCUUUUGGAACUUCCUUAAAUUGUAGUAAAUCAUUGAAUCUCUCAAGAUGAAGAAAAUAUUUUAUUUUUA